Molecule: messenger RNA, 1155 nt
Organism: Oryzias melastigma (Indian medaka)
Lineage: Eukaryota; Metazoa; Chordata; Actinopteri; Beloniformes; Adrianichthyidae
Gene: hmox1a
Product: heme oxygenase 1a
Exons: 7
Coding region: 234-1040 (268 amino acids)
Biological process (GO): heme catabolic process; heme oxidation; response to oxidative stress
Molecular function (GO): heme binding; heme oxygenase (decyclizing) activity
Source: RefSeq, a predicted model, not a curated record
UCGGAAUCCGAGGCAUCGGAUGACACGGUCGUAGGGUUUUCUCAUUGGGAAGUUGUCGAUGUGGUACCCCGACAGCUCUUCCUGUGUCACACCAGAACUGUUCUGACUGUUUUGGAGGUACUUCUUCAGCAUGAGUUUUUAGGAUCUUUACUGUAUAAAAGAAGCUUGGGAGAACUGAGAAGCCACAGACCGAAGGGACUCUCUAGCUGACGGGAACCAAGAACUCCCUGAGAAUGGAGAGCAUGAAGAGUGCAAGAAAAGCUGAAACAGGAAAUCCCGGCAGUGAUCUAUCAGAGCAGAUUAAAGCAGCAACUAAAGAGAACCAUGUCAGAGCUGAAAAUACGCAGCUGAUGCUGAGUUACCAGAAAGGACAGAUCACACUGAGGCAGUAUAAGGUGCUGCUUUGCUCUCUCUAUGAGAUCUAUAAGGCUCUGGAGGAAGAGCUGGACAGGAACUCUUCCCACCCGGCUGUCGCCCCCAUAUACUUCCCACAGGAACUUGCUCGUCUGGAAGCUCUGGAAAGAGAUCUGGAACACUUUUUUGGCCCCAACUGGCAGAAGAAAGUGAUUGUCCCUGCAGCCACACAGAAAUAUGAGCAGAGACUCCGAAAAAUUGGAAAACAGAACCCAGAGCUGCUGGUGGCCCAUGCCUACACUCGCUAUCUGGGUGAUUUAUCAGGUGGGCAAGUGUUGGGGAAAAUUACCCAGAAAUCUCUGGGGCUGAGCAGCAAAGAGGGGCUGUCGUUUUUCUCGUUCCCCGGCGUGAGCAGUCCCAACCGCUUUAAGCAGCUGUACCGGAGCCGCAUGAACAGCAUCGAGCUGACGGAGCGGGAGAAGGCGGCCGUGCUGGAGGAGGCCGUGUCGGCCUUUGAGUUAAACAUCCAGGUUUUUGAUGACUUGCAGAAAAUGUUGAGUAUCACAGCAGAAACAGAGUCACAGAUUCCAGCAACUCGACUCCCGUCAUCCCCCCUCCUGCAGUUCACCGCGGGGCUGUGCUUCGCGCUGGCCACCGUCGGCGUUGGAAUGUUCAUCACAUAUUGAAGCACUUUAAUCAACUUUUGAUUUUUUUUUAUUUCACUUAAGCUUUACUAUCUGUUCAAACUUUACCCAUAAUGCACUGUUUUUUUUAAAUAAAAUCAUGAGAUCAAAGACUGAA